Ochotona curzoniae (black-lipped pika) is the source of this 3625-nucleotide messenger RNA. It is a transcript of the gene RECQL4, whose product is annotated as RecQ like helicase 4. The transcript is spliced from 22 exons. Gene Ontology annotation, molecular function: zinc ion binding; four-way junction helicase activity; nucleic acid binding. The record is from RefSeq and is a predicted model, not a curated record. Gene Ontology annotation, biological process: DNA replication; double-strand break repair via homologous recombination; telomere maintenance. NCBI's taxonomy places the organism in Eukaryota, Metazoa, Chordata, Mammalia, Lagomorpha, Ochotonidae. Bases 1 to 3495 code for a protein of 1164 amino acids. Gene Ontology annotation, cellular component: chromosome; nucleus; cytoplasm.
AUGGAGCGGCUGCGGGAGGUGCGGCUGCGGCUGCAGGCGUGGGAGCAGGCGUUCCGGCGCGAGCGCGCGCGGCGGCCGGGCCAGGGGGACGUGCAGGAGGCGCCCGAGGAGAUCCGCGCACUUUAUCGGCAGUACCGCGUCCUGAAGAAGGCCGUGCGCCAGGCCGGCGACCCCCCGGCGGAGGCCCAGGAGGACCCGGAGUCCAGCUGCUGGGGAUCACACCUGAACCGGGCGGUGGCCGGGAGUUCUCGCCCGACCCCUGGGCAGAAACCUCCGGCGUCUGGGCAGGACUACGGGGAGAGACUCAAGGCCAACCUGCAGGUGAAGGCAGGGCUGGCCCAGAGCUGCAGACUCCGCCUUCCACGGAAAUCCAACUCAGAGGCCUCCAAACCUCCUGGCCCGGAGGCCACCCCCACCUCAGCAGGAGGAGGCCGCACAGUGUCCCCACAGUCCCCACAACCUCCCGAGCCCCCCGAACCCUCCCAGUCCCCGGGGCCUCAGCCACGGCCAGGCCGGCUCCAGCAGCUUCGGGCAUCCCUGAGGCUCCGGCUGGGCUCCCUGGACCCUGACUGGCUGCAGCGAUGUCACCCUGGGAGCCCUCGCAGUCCUGGCCUGGAGCCGGAGGGAUCAGCUACACCGAUCACAGGCCAACAGAGCAGUGUGGACCCCAUCGCGGGCUGCGAGCCCUCAGCCACACCAGCAGCCCAUGCCCAUGGAGAUGGCCUCCAGCCCAGGCGGUGCCAGAAGCGGAGCAGGAACGAGGGGCCUGAGGGCAGCCUUGCCUGUGUGCAGCAGGACAGCGGCCAAGGAGACCACGAGAAAGACGCUGCAGAAGGGGCUGCAGGGGGCGGCAGCCCCUCCCGUGGGGCCUGCGUGGAGUGGACUGUGGGGAUAGCCCCCCUGUGCAGCUCUUCCAGGACAGGAGUCCAGGACCGGGGCAACUACGUGCGGCUCAACAUGAAGCAGAGACGCUACGUGCGGGGCGGGGCCCUUCGGGGCAGGGCCCUCCUUAGGCAGGCACGGAAGCAAAAGUGGCAGAAGAAAGCCGCAGGCCUCACUGGGGGCGGGCCCAAGGUCACCUCCAGGGACUCUUGCUUCCGCUGUGGGCAGCCUGGCCACUGGGCGUCCCACUGCCCCCAACCAGCCCUCCAGGGGGAAAGGAGAGAGGACAGGGAGGAGACCUCAGAGGAAGCCACCCAGUGCCGGCCCCCAGGUGACAGGGACCGGGAACCUCCUGAGCUGGAGUCACCAUGCUUGCCCACCCCUGUGCCGCCCCUUUACCCUGUGGAGCCCUCGAGGCAGAUGGCUGAGACCCCCGCUGAGGUGUACCAGGCCCUGGAGGAGCUUGGCUACCAAGCCUUCCGCCCGGGACAGGAACGUGCCAUCAUGCGGAUCCUGUCGGGUGUGUCCACCCUGCUGGUGCUGCCCACCGGUGCAGGCAAGUCCCUGUGCUACCAGCUGCCGGCCCUGCUGUUCGCCCGGCGCAGCCCCUGCCUUUCUCUCGUCAUCUCUCCCCUGCUGUCGCUCAUGGAUGACCAGGUGUCGGGCCUGCCCCGCAGCCUCAAGGCUGCCUGUCUGCACUCGGGCAUGAGCAGGAAGCAGCGGGACUCUGUCCUGCAGAAGGUGCGGACGGCCCAAGUGCACGUCCUCAUGCUGUCCCCGGAGGCUCUGGUGGGAGCUGGGGCCACCUCCCUAGUCACCCAGCUGCCACCUGUGGCCUUCGCAUGCAUCGAUGAGGCCCACUGCCUGUCUCAGUGGUCCCACAACUUCCGGCCCUGCUACCUGCGCGUCUGUAAGGUGCUGCGGGAACGUGUGGGAGUGCGCUGCUUCCUGGGCCUCACAGCCACGGCCACACGCAGUACUGCCCGUGAUGUGGCCCAGCACCUGGGUGUGGCUGACGAGUUGGGGCUCGGGGGACCCGUGGCCGUGCCCCUCAACCUGCAUCUCUCUGUGUCCAUGGACAGGGACCCAGAGCAGGCCUUGGUGACACUGCUGCAGGGCGACCGCUUCCGGGUGCUGGACUCCAUCAUCGUGUACUGUCCCCGGCGUGAGGACACAGAGCGGCUCGCCGCACUGCUCCGGACCUGCCUGCGUGACACUCCAGAGGCCAGGGGUCGCGACCCCGAGGUCAUAGCCCAAGCCUACCAUGCUGGCAUGCUGAGCCAGGAGCGGCGGCGGGUACAGCGGGCCUUCAUGCAGGGUCAGCUGCGAGUGGUGGUGGCCACCAUGGCCUUUGGCAUGGGGCUGGACCGGCCGGACGUGCGGGCGGUGCUGCACCUGGGGCUACCCCCGAGCUUCGAGAGCUAUGUGCAAGCUGUCGGCCGCGCAGGGCGUGAUGGGCAGCCCGCCCACUGCCACCUCUUCCUGCGUCCACAGGGGGAGGACCUGCAGGAGCUGCGCAGGCAUGUGCACGCCCAUGGCACUGACUUCCUGGCUGUGAAGAGGCUGGUGCAGCGGGUGUUCAUCCCCUGCACAUGCCCCCAGCUGCCCCCGGAUGGAGAGGGACCCAUCUCUGGGGAGCCCCCUCCCAGGGAGGCCCCAGCGUCUGGGAGAACGUGCCCUGGCCACGAGCGGAUGCUUCCUGUGCAGCAGAUGGUGCAGGCGCUGGACAUGCCUGAGGAGGCCAUUGAAACGCUGCUGUGCUACCUGGAACUGCACUCCCAGCGCUGGCUGCAGCUGCUGCCUGCCACCUACGCCCGCUGCCGCCUGCACUGCCCUGGUGGCCCCACUCAGCUCCAGGCCCUGGCUCCCCGGUGCCCCCCUCUGGCUCUGUGCUUGGCUCAGUGGCCACCCGGGGACCGCCGGCGCACCAGCAGCUCUGUGGAGUUGGACAUGGGUGAGCUGCUGGACUUGAGCGGCUGGGAGCUGGCCUCAGUGCGGCGGGCUCUCCGCCAGCUGGAGUGGGACCUUCAGUCUGGGACAGGUGCACCCCAACGCACAGGUGUGCUCGUGGAGUUUGAGGAGCUGGCCUUCCACCUGUGCAGCCCCGGGGACCUGUCGGCAGUGGAGCUGGACCAGGUCUGCGACUUCCUGUAUAGCUGCGUGCAGGCCCAUGAGCACAAGGGCCUGGCACGUCUGUGCCACGUCUCCCAGGCCUUCCGCAGCGUGGCUUUCCCCAGCUGUGGACCCUGCCUGGAGCGAGCUGACCCGGAGCGCAGUGCCCAGCUCAAGGCCCUGCUCAGCCGCUACUUUGAGGAGGAAGAGGAGACUCUGAAGCUGGGGCUUGAGGAGCAGCAGGGCCCCGAGCUGGGGCUGGCCAGUCUCCAGGACUGGGAAGACCAGGUCCGCCGUGACAUCCGCCUGCUUCUGUCCCUGCGGCCAGAGGAGAGGUUCUCGAGCAGAGCGGUGGCUCGCAUCUUCCACGGCAUCGGGAGCCCCUGCUACCCAGCACAGGUGUUUGGACGGGACCAGCGCUUCUGGAGACGGUACCUGCAGCUGAGCUUCCAGAGCUUGAUGCGGCUGGCCACAGAGGAGCUCAUUCGCACAGGCCACUGACAGCUCUGCACAGCAUGGGGAGCCGGCCACCAGGUGGACAUCCCAUCGGGAGCGGGGCCCCCACUGGCCUGCCAGAGUGAGGUCAGGUUCCCAAGUGCAGAAUAAAAGGCACAGUGUGACUCCUGGGUCC